Molecule: messenger RNA, 1234 nt
Organism: Alternaria rosae
Lineage: Eukaryota; Fungi; Ascomycota; Dothideomycetes; Pleosporales; Pleosporaceae
Exons: 1
Coding region: 363-1037 (224 amino acids)
Source: RefSeq, a predicted model, not a curated record
GAUCAGCACGCGCGUUCAGCGGGUUCUUACCGGAAUACAAACCAUUUCUCCCUAGGUAACAUCACGCCUUUAAUGCUACGUCGUCGCACAAUGGGGCAACUCCCUCGUUCGUCUCUCACGUCCACCACUGCCUAUUGAGAUCAUUAUCACCAUGGUGAAAACGGAGGACGUGAGAGGAUCAUCGUAUAGCUCGGUGUACAACAGCUUUGUAGCUUUACAUCACCACCACGAGGGCUCAAGACCUCAAUGCGAGCCUUCGAAUCCAACUCAACCAGAAAGUCGAAUUCUACACCCCGACGACGCCCACUACACCACACAUCGCGCAAAAGGGCCACUAUCGAUAGCAAACCGGUCGCCUCGCUAUGGCUCCAGCUCAAGUACACUCACAGCAUGUUUGGAACCCACACGACCACGGUUUCCGCAAGUUGAAGAGAUCAAAAGAUGCCCGCGCAGUGCCCAGCUACCAGCAGAAGACUCAAUUUCACGGUUACUAUCACGGCACCCCGCCACCCGAUCCACCUAACAUAGCGCCAAUCGUUCCUACACAACAAAGAUCAAUUCCACUGGCGCCCUACUUUCACGGGAAUGUUGCGAUGAGCGCGCAGGCUGCGGCGUACGAAGAUGCUGUGACCACUAGAGUCUGGCGUAACGAAUGGGAAGUCGCCCCAGAUGACUUUGGCUCAUCUCGACCCCUGCUCCUUCUCAAUCGGCCUGCGAACGUCGACCUAAUGAAUCACAUGUGGGAAACCGAGUUAGUCCAUUUGUGCCACUGGGACCAAUACCACGAGCCAGAAGGUGUGCUUUCUCAACGCCUGACAAGAGAGAGAAGAGUUAGGGAAAAGGAGUUGCUCCUAGGAUACGGCAGAUUCGAGCAAGAUAAGAGACGCAAGAAAGUGAAGCUGGCGGUUGUGACUGCGGAUGUUAUCGACUUGACCCAAGAUCAUACUGUUGAAGCUGGAAACUUUCCGAGUUAUGCUGGCAUCGAGAAAGCUUGGAACUAUCCGCCAGGAUAUCUUCCCAGCUCAAGGGGGAUUUGAAGCUGCUAGCACUCUGACCCCAACCUUGAUACGCCUAUCAUCAUGGCACAUUCAAAAAGUCUUGGAGGCAUUGUACGAGAUCAGCAUGAAAGCGAGAUCGUAUUUCACUUUCUUCAGAAUGCCUUCGUCUUUCAAUCUUUUCAAGGCGACGACUUUCGCCGCGGAAAUGAAAGUCACCUACCGGGAAUACUAAGGGA